Cuscuta epithymum is the source of this 2415-nucleotide messenger RNA. NCBI's taxonomy places the organism in Eukaryota, Viridiplantae, Streptophyta, Magnoliopsida, Solanales, Convolvulaceae. The record is from the annotation of a GenBank genome assembly.
CGAAAGUAGGAACCAAUCAUUGUCCCUCCCUCUCAUUCAUCACUUUCAUAAUUCAGAGCUGGAACCUGAAAACCUUGCUUUCUUCUACUAAUAAAACCCGCAAGUAACGUUCCGUACAGUCCCAACCUAAAAGCAGUUCGUGAAGCAGAGCCAUGGCUCCUCUCCCCGCUCGAUUGCUUCUCUCACUGCAAUUGCUGACCAUUUUAUUCGGAUCCGGAUGUGCAACCCGAUUCCGCGACGCAGGGGAUAGGGAGACUGCGCCGGCACAGAGAGAGUUCGAUUUCUUCAAGCUCUCUCUCUUAUGGCCUGGCACCGAGUGCAGGCAUACUCGCCGCUGCUGCUCAGCCAAUGCUUGCUGCCGUUCCAGCUCUCCAACCGAAUUCACAAUUCAUGGACUCUGGGCUGAUUACAACGACGGAACUUGGCCCGCAUGUUGUGAAGGUUCCCAAUUCAAUGAGAGUGAGAUCUCAACACUGCUGAGUGACUUGACAAAGUACUGGCCAACUUAUCAGUGUGGUAGCUCAUCAACUUGUCAUCGUAGCAAAGGACCAUUUUGGGCUCAUGAGGUUUUCAAACUAAAAUUAAAUGUUUUUCUCAUUGAUGUUAUACAAUACACUACAUGAAAGAAUGAAACUAAUUCUCUCUCAUUCCUCUAUGGUUGACCCCUUCGGCACUCACUCAUUCACAGUGGGGUAAUUAUCUUAUCCUCGUUCUUCCAUUAAUUUGAUCAAGUACAGAAAUUUCCUAAAGUAUGAGUAAUAAUAAUGUGAAAGUUCAAAGUAUGGGUAUUGCAUUUCCUCUUAAAAGGGUUAAAUUAUUGUUAUUGUGAAAUCAUUUUUGUGACAUUUUGACAUUACCAAACAUUAAUAUGACAAUAUUAAUCUUAAAACUUGCAGUGUUUUUCAAGAAUGACAAUAGUUACUCUUAUUUAGGAGUAAAAACAAUAUGAAAUUUCAAAAUAUGAGUACUAUAGUUUUCCCUUACAAAGAGUAAAUUAUAUCCUGAAAUCAUAGAUAUUUUGACAUUUACCGGACAUUAAUAAUUGGCAGUAUAUAUAAGCGACAAUACUUUCAAGCAUGAUAGUAAUUACUCCUAUUUAGGGAGGAAUAUAGUGCUCCUUUUUUGCAAUAUCAGUAUUUUACAUUAUUUUUAAUCCUAUUUAGGGCAAUUUGCAGUAUAGAAAAGUUAAAUUUUAGAAAGAUAGUAAUCCUAAAUUGAGUAUUAUUAUGAUUUCCUAUUCUCAUCAGGUUGAAAGUUGAGUUUGUAUUCCUAUUCCCAUUGUUUCUUUGUAUGAUAAUUGCAAGAAUCUCUAUACAGUACCAUUCCCUACCCUCACUUUUGCAGUGGUAGCAAUUUGUGACAACAUUCUUUUAGAUAGAACUAAUAAACUAUAGAAGUAUGAAUGUGUCUUCCCCCACCCCCACCCCCACCCCCCAAAUAUAAAUUAUUUGCUAAUUCCACUUCAUUUUUAUUCUUUUCCCAGAGAAACAUGGAACAUGUUCGUACCCAGUUGUCCGGAAUGAAUAUGAAUACUUUUUUACAACGCUGAAUGUCUUCUUCAAAUAUAAUGUUACGGAUGUAUUGUACAAAGAAGGAUAUGUACCCUCAAAUUCUGAGAAGUACCCAUUAGGUGGCAUCAUUUCAGCCAUUCAAAACGUGUUCCAUGCAACCCCUGAAUUGGCAUGUUCUGGUGAUGCUAUUGAGGAACUUCGGAUAUGCUUCUUUAAGAAUUUUGAGCCACGUGAUUGUGCAACGAAAAGUAAGCUCAAGAGUCUAAAAGAUUCAUCUUGCCCCAAGUACGUGAGCUUACCUGAACAGGCAUCAGUGGCAUCACAGUGUGAGCUUUCUGUUACCAUCUAAUGAGCACAUGUUAUUUAGAUGAUAUUUCUCUUAUGUAUAAAAAGAGCUGGAUGUAGGGGGAGACACACGGGCAUGCACGGAUGAGUAUUUGGUCCAACGAAAAUAGUAACAUCCUACAAAUAUACUCUGUAAUUAAUAUGGGAUAUUCCCUCUUUCUCUUGGGAACUUGCAUAAAUGAACGAACAAACUUAAGUAUUCCUUUUUUAAUACUCCAUAUUUAAAUUUCAUACUCGAUACUCCAUAUUAUAUUUCAUUCUGGUUUCUGUUUAUUGUCAGUAAUUCAUCAAAGAGUUGAGACAAAUGUUGAAAGUGCGAAUGUAAAUGUUGAUAUGACAAUGUGGAACAAGAUGAAAAUAAGAAUGUAAAUGAGAAUGACCUUGUUUGGGAAUCGGUUGACGACAGCUGAUUGACAAUAGUUGGUUGUGUCAACUGUUUUAGUUGGUAGCUUGUUGUCAACAAAUGUUUAGUAAAUUAGUUGUUUAAGAAUAGUUGUUUGAGUGUAACAAGACAUUUAAGGACAUUAGUAUUUAAUUUUUUAACUAUUGCUUAUAAAAA